AUGGGUCUCAUCAGCCUACCUAUAUGGGAGUCCCACAUAACCGUCCUAGGCCAGUCCCCGCGCCUGGGACGAACGGGAAUCCCGUACUGUGGUGACAUGCCGCCCGCCGUAUUCUGGGGGGCACACCACUCGAGGACCAUCACACCAAACGACCCUGGCAAGCGACCAACGGACACCGAUGCUCACGAACUGGAACUGUUGUUAAGGUUACGAGGAGGAGGAGAUGCUGAGGAGGCAGUGAUAGAGCCCUCCCCGAAAACUGCUCAUGGAGGAGAUGCAGUCAGCGAGGAGGAGGCGGGCACCCCGUCCUCACCUGGGCUUGCCCUGCCCUCGCCUAGGCCCGUCCCGGCAGGGGGUCUCCCCGCCGACACCGGCGACUCGGAAGGAUCGGUGGACAUGGGUCCCCCGAGGGCACUGGAGGAGCCCUCGACCACAGACAUGGGCCUGAAGUUCUGGGCCACGAGACCCGACAAGCGGCCCGCGGAUGAUAUAGCGCUGUCUUCCGGGUCAGAGAGCGACGCAGGAGCCGUGGCACCGCUGACCGGCACUGCCAAAAGCGGCAAGAAAGCUAAAGCGGGGAGGCGCCAAAGCGGCCCUAAAGACAGGACGGACCCGCUGGGCCAGGCACCCAUCGUCCUGGUCGAGCGCUUGCCGCUUAGCUCCAUCUCGCACUUACCGCAGCAGGAGACGGAAGUGACCGAGACCAGCCCCAACUCCUUCAACGCGGGUGCCGAGUCGGACUCAGCGCGGAGCGGGGCUCGACGCACGACGCGGGACUUGCCCAGGCGAAGCGGGAGCUUCACCGCCUCAGGCGAGAGGAGCUCCAGCGCAAGACGGGGCGGACAACAGUGCGGCGUCGCUCCACCAAAGGGUGAAAAACAGCCUCAAGACGGUGGAGUUGGUGGCCACUGGGUCCGCCAACCUAAAGGGGACAUUUGUACGGGCCCUCAAGGUGGCUGUCGCGUCAAUCGGGGAAGCGGUCGAAGACCUGAAGGAGCUUACUUCCUCCGAAGAGACGCGACGGCUGCAAAGGCAGAAUGCCAAACUGAGGGCGGAGGUUGGGGACCUGCGCUCCGAAGUGGAGGAGCUGAAGGCGGAGCUCCGGGCACACUUCAAGAAGCAGGCCCCACCCCUUCCCAACCGAAAGAGGCACCACAGCCCGUCACUGUCCCCCCAGGACGUUCCGAUGUGGACGAGCUGGUCGGAGCAGUCGCGGCCAGGGUAGGGCGGAUGCUCGACGAGAGGCUCGGAGCUCUCGAACGCGACGGCAGGCUUUUGCCAGGUAAAACUGGGCAGCCCCACUGGCUGCAGACAGGGGACGACAGGCCGCGCAAACGGCCACAGGGGGAAAACGGGAGGGUCAGCGCCUACCCGGGGUCCCCCAAACUACACCGUCGAACCCCAAAAGGGCGAAAAAAGGGCGACAAAAAGAAAGCCAAGGGUAAAGGCAAGGGUAAGAAGAGCGCGCCGAAACCGUCAGCGAAGGCCACCGCCACCGAGAGUCCUCUUCCACCCGCUGCCGAACCCCCCCGGCCAGCGGCCGCCACAUCCACUGACGAGGGCUGGAAGGUGGCGGUCGGCGGCAGAAAAAAGAGGAGGAAAGCAGCAGCAGCGACCAGGGCAAGGGCGCCCCAGCCGGUACCGCAGCGGGCGAAACCCAAAGCCCGGAGACUUCGCCCUCCUCGCUCGGCAGCUGUGGUGCUAACCCUACAGCCGGAGGCCAUUGAAAGCGGGGUCAACUACGCCCAGGUGCUCUCCAGGGCAAAGGAGACAGUUAACCUGGAGCAGUUCGGCAUCACCGCCUUGAGAUUUAAGCGGGCAGCCGCUGGCGGCAGGGUACUGGAAAUUCCAGGUGCUGCCAGCGGCGAGAAGGCUGACCUGCUGGCCGAAGCGCUAACCGAAAAGCUGGGGAGCGAUGUCGUCAGAGUCUCCAGGCCGGUGAAGUGCGCGGAGCUGCGAGUCACCGAACUCGACGACUCAGUGUCCCCUGGCGAGGUGGUCGCUUCGGUCGCUAAGGUCGGCGGCUGUUCAGAGGGCCAGAUCAAGGCUGGAGAGGUAAGGCAGGAUGCCUCCGGCCUCGGCACGAUCUGGCUUCGCUGCCCAGUCGUCGUAGCCAAGAAGGUGGUGGAGGCCGAUCGAGGGCGACUCCAGGUAGGGUGGGUCCGGGCAGCGGUAAAACUGCUGGAUCAGCGUCCCAUACGGUGCUUUAAAUGCCUCGAAACGGGGCACGUGCGGGCAAACUGCACCAACGACGCUGAUCUCAGCGACGCCUGCUACCGCUGCGGCAAGCCCGGCCACAAAGCGGCUGCCUGCUCGGAGGAGCCACGCUGCGCCAAGCGUGCCUAA
Leguminivora glycinivorella is the source of this 2346-nucleotide messenger RNA. RefSeq names its product translation initiation factor IF-2-like. The record is from RefSeq and is a predicted model, not a curated record. Gene Ontology annotation, molecular function: zinc ion binding; nucleic acid binding. The coding region runs from base 1 to 2346 and encodes 781 amino acids. The transcript is spliced from 5 exons. Lineage: Eukaryota; Metazoa; Arthropoda; Insecta; Lepidoptera; Tortricidae.